UUUGAAUUCAACUUCUGAACGAGUGCAGGCAUGCUUGGGGCUGCUUGAAGUGGCAGUAUUAACCAUGGUCACCGGAUCCAAAUUUGGAAUGAGAGGACUCGAAACGAGAAGUCGUCAUUACGUCACUAAUCUCUCCUUUUCCACCAUCUUUUGCUCUGACUUUACCCAUCCACAAUUCUCCCUGCAAUAUACUACAUAUGCACAAAUGGUAAUAAGGAAAGGCACAGCCAGUUCAUCAAAUAUAAGUGGUGGUGCAGGUGCUGUCGACAAGAAAAGCAAAAAGAAGGCACCUGAGCACUCGAAGGCGGAAGCACACAACCGAAGAUAACGGGACGGUAUAUUUUAUGAACCUGGACCUCGGUCGCAAGAUGGCCGAACAUGCCGUCGGACCUAUGCCGGUCGACGAAUUUAUCAAGCUCAUACCCGAAUGUCCUUCUCACCCUGAUGCAGUAAUGCCGGAUAGUCGCGACGCGUUCAGCAAAGUUCCAAAGUGUGAGGGCGAGGAUUUCAAGAAUAAGUGCUCGCUCUAUGACCCAAUUAAUGAGGCUUUCAAUUCCACGCGCAAAACCUCGCAAGGCAGGAUGAUUCGUUGUCCGGGCAUUACCUUUUACAACACUUCCGUCCAGCCGGGACCUGGCAAAUAUCCAACCAAGGUUGAUGGUAGCGGAUAUGCUCAAGAGCACCUCGAGUUCGUGAAAGACGCAGGGACUUCGGUUAUUCUUUCUCGUCCGAGCUUCUGGCAGCUUUUCUGGGAGGCCAAAAUGACUGACUUUGCUGGUGAAAACGGAGUUCUAUUCGAACACAUUACCGACGAGAAGAAGGAGCGUGUUAUUGCUGAUUUUGGUCAGACAUCAUUCUAUGCAGUACAAAUGCUGGCGAACCAGUAUCGCGAUUUUGCUUUUUCAAUCUCGAUGACCGAUGAUACUGCACGAUUACUCCGAUGGGAUCGCUCGGGUGUUAUCUUCUCUGAGGCUAUUCAUUAUCGCAAGAACCCCAAACCUCUCUGCCAGUUCCUUUGGCGUUUUGGAAAUGCCAAUUCAUUGCAGCGUGGUGCGGACAUGUCUGUACAACAGGUCGUUACGGAAGUCGAGGAGGUGCUCUUUCGAGAUACUGUGAAGGCGCACGUCAAACUACAGCUCGGGUUGACUGACGAGAAAGAGGUGGAUAAAGCGCUAGAAAAGCAUUAUGAACCUGGUCAGGUCUGUAUAGUCGAGGUAUUCGAACAUCGGGAGGACCAGUCGCUUUCGUCAUCGUCGAAAUCUCGAAGUCAGGAGCAGGAGCAAGCUCGCGCAGAGACUCGCAAAUUCCUGGUGUCUCGACCAGUAACCUCACCAUGCUCACUGGCCUCGCGUUCUACUCGUGGGUCCUGGGCUGUCGAUCUACAGACCAAAACCAUUGUCUUCUUGAAAGACUGUUGGCGUGCCAAGGUCGAAGCGGUAGAUAUGGAAGGUUUGACGCUCCAGAAUCUUCGAGCAAGCGGUGUGGAUGUAGGGGUGCCGACGGUUGUUUGCCAUGGUGAUGUCUUAGUCUAUGUCGAGAGCCAUGCCAAAAUGGCGGUUUCCUCAACAUUGACAUCGAAGUAUACUGAGGAUAGUUGGAAUAAGGCUUCGAGGAGUGUUAGGUCCCGAACCCAUUAUAGAAUGGUUACUGCUGAGGUGGGCUAUGCACUGCAGGAGACCUUCGCUGGGACGCGGGAGCUUAUCAGUGGCUUGCCAGGAUGUGUUCCAUGGUCUGUUACCAUUUAUCUUCUCAUUCUUCUCUAUAAUGAACUUCAUUCAGUGUUAUACAAUGCAAUAACACUGGCGAAUGUUAUGCAUCGAGAUAUCUCAUCGACUAAUAUCAUUCUCGUUGCUGACAAGAUACACAACUUUGGAAAGCGGGUCGCAUAUGUAAUCGAUUGGGAGUUCGCCGUAGCAGCCAGUCGACAGGGAAAACAUGAGGACUGGUGGAAAACGGGCACGGUUCCUUUUAUGUGCAUUAGCUCUUUACCAAGUAUGCCAGGUGUAGAGGGCCAUCACACCCACUUCUUCGGUUAUGACGUGGAGUCACUCGUCUACGUGGCUCUGUAUUGUGGAUUAUACCGCCUACCGUGGAAAAGCUACUCAGGAGAACCGUCACCAGUUCUUUCUGCAAAACCUCUUUAAUUAUGACACAGGCAUGUGCUUUCAAGUGGCAACUCGUGACACGGAAGAAUGAUGAGCUUGUGGGCUGUUUUUGAAGGACCGGAGUUCUGCAAGUGGUUCAAGGCGGCUUUGAACCUUAUUUCUAUGUGGUACCCUACCCCCAAGUCACUUCCUUCUCCUCAAGCUAUCCUUACUGAAUUUUCGAAAACUGUUGAAGUGAAUCCGGCAUCUUUGGACGAACGUGAUGCUGUCCCUCGCAAAAUGCCUAUCCGAGGUCUCCCAAUAGGAGCUGUUAACUACGAUACGCGAUCCUCCUUACCGGAAACUCCAGAGACUUCGAAAGAACCAUUGCGCAGGUUACGCAACCGUGUAGUCGACUCGUCACCAUCUGAAGGAGCACCGAGGCGUGGGAGGAUUCUGAGAGGGCGAGGCCAGCCGCAGGGCU
Desarmillaria tabescens is the source of this 2568-nucleotide messenger RNA. RefSeq lists its product as uncharacterized. Gene Ontology annotation, biological process: protein phosphorylation. NCBI's taxonomy places the organism in Eukaryota, Fungi, Basidiomycota, Agaricomycetes, Agaricales, Physalacriaceae. Gene Ontology annotation, molecular function: protein kinase activity. The record is from RefSeq and is a predicted model, not a curated record. The transcript is spliced from 5 exons. Bases 345 to 2144 code for a protein of 599 amino acids.